Ambispora gerdemannii is the source of this 474-nucleotide messenger RNA. NCBI's taxonomy places the organism in Eukaryota, Fungi, Glomeromycota, Glomeromycetes, Archaeosporales, Ambisporaceae. The record is from the annotation of a GenBank genome assembly.
AUGGCAGAUCAAUCUCUCUCAUCGCCUGUUGCUCAAGAUCAUUGGGCCGCUACAUGGACUCCAGAAGGUCAUGGACAAUUUAGCGCGAACGCUUUCAAUUAUGGUGGACAACAUAUUGGUCGUGGAGACUAUGAAGGCGGAGUUCACCCUGGCUUUAUAACUAACCAAGGCUUACACAUUUCAUAUGGUGGCAAAGAAAUUAUCUUGAAGAAUUAUCAAGUGCUUUCUGCCAAGAUCGGUGGUAGUCUGACUUCUGUAAGUCAAGCGCAGGAUCAGUUCAAGUGGAAAGCAUUCCAUGGUGAAGUUAGACCACAAUUCAACAUCCCACUUAAAGCUGGUCACGAGAGAGACGGUAAAGAAUUGUACAUUGCCAGAGUUCGUCAUGGUGAUGUUGAAGGUGCUUCUUAUGCCUUCCAAGGUAAAGAGCAUCGUGCUCUUGAUUAUGAAGUUCUCGUCUUCCAAGGCAAUGAAUAA